AUGAUGGCAGAAAAAGAACAAUACGCAAUGUCCCAGUCGGAAAUCGACCAUUUCCUUGAACAUGGCUGGGUCAAGUUGACCAACUGCUUCACGCGGGAACAAGCCGCGGAGCUUCAGGCUACUAUGUGGACGAGAUUGGGGAUGGAUCCAAAUGACAUGUCGACUUGGCGUACGGAACGAACGAACAUGCCUUGGUUUAAUGCAUUCUCUGUCGAGGAAUUCGCACCGAAGGCAUGGGGCGGCAUAUGCUCACUGCUCGGCGGCGCUGAAAGGGUCGAUCCUGGGGCUUCUACGUGGAAAGACGGCUUCAUCGUGAAUCUCGGCACACCGGCUGGUCAUAACAAGGUAAUCAAGCCGCAGGAACUAGACGGCUGGCAUGUGGAUGGUGAUUUCUUUGUGCACUAUCUCGAUUCACCCGAACAGGCGCUAUUGGUGAUUCCGCUUUGGUCAGACAUUGAGCCCAAUGGUGGUGGUACGUUGAUAUGUCCUCCGGCCAUCGAUAUCAUCGCCAAACACCUCUAUGAGCACCCGGAAGGAGUUUCGCCUCGCAUGACUAUUCGUGCAGAGAACCCGGAGUUCAAGCAGGAGGAAGGGUUGAGGUGGUGCUGUGAGGUGGCCAAGUCAAUGCCGGAUGAAGCGUUUGUUGAGGCAACUGGUGUCGUGGGAGAUGUGUAUCUUUUGCAUCCUUUGAUGCUGCAUUCUGCGAGUAACAACCAAUUGCGUAAGGUUAGGGUUAUUACGAACCCGCCAGUCAGCGUGAAGGAGCCAUUCGUGUUUGAUCGAGAAGAUGGAAAUUAUAGUGUAGUGGAAAAGAAGACCAUGAAGGCGGUAGGGAAAGACAGACUCGAGGGAUGGAGAAUACAGGGGGAGAGACAAAGACUUGUUCCGGCCAGAGUUCGAAUUCAGCAGGAGAUGAAGCGGAAGGAGGAAGAGAGGUUGAGGAAGUUGCAAGAGACGGGAGAGGCCGAGCCACAGGCAAAGCGUGUCGAGGCGGCGGCAUAG
Aaosphaeria arxii CBS 175.79 is the source of this 1002-nucleotide messenger RNA. RefSeq lists its product as uncharacterized. The record is from RefSeq and is a predicted model, not a curated record. The coding region runs from base 1 to 1002 and encodes 333 amino acids. The transcript has 3 exons. NCBI's taxonomy places the organism in Eukaryota, Fungi, Ascomycota, Dothideomycetes, Pleosporales.